AUGAGUAUUUUCAUCUCCUCUAUGAUGGCAGUGAUCGGCACUCGCGGAAAAAACGAGAUAAUAAACGCGGUUCCGGUGCCGGAGUCGGAGCUGAAGAAGAGAAACGAAGAGCUCGAGAAGGAGUUGAAGGAAAGCAAAGAGAGAGAAGAGCAAAUGAGACGGCAGUUAAAGAUCACAUGGGAGAGGCUGCGCGUGGCGGAGGAUGCCGAAGAGAGGCUCUGCUCACAGCUUGGAGAGCUUGAAGCAGAAUCCGUCUAUCAUGCGCGUGAUUACCACGGUCGCAUAGUUUCUCUGAUGGAUCAGCUCUCAAACGCGCAGAGCCUCCUCCACAAGGCACUUCCUUCAUCUUCUACCUCCUCGUGA
Molecule: messenger RNA, 363 nt
Organism: Vicia faba (fava bean)
Lineage: Eukaryota; Viridiplantae; Streptophyta; Magnoliopsida; Fabales; Fabaceae
Source: the annotation of a GenBank genome assembly